AUGGAUGAAGAUGCAACAGCUGAUGAUUUUACCACUAAAGGUCAACCACCUGCUGAUGGGGAAGAAGUUGAUAAACCUAGUGAUGAGGAUUUAACAGGCUUUGAUGAUGAUUUAACUGAAGAUGCGCUGCAAAGUCUAAAGAAUGCUACUAAUCAGACUCAUACUAUAACAAAUUUAACACGCUAUGACCCUGAGAAGCAAAAGGAGUAUCUGCAAUCGGAAUGGUGGUAUGAUUUGAGGCAUUUCGCGAACGACAACACAUAUUUAAGAACGUGUUACUAUUUGGCAACUACUUAUCGCAACGCCAUGACAGACUUACGAAAGUAUUACCACAUUCGCUACUUAUACUACGACAACUUAGAAUAUGAAGUGGGCUAUGUCACCCAUGAAAUAAUAUUCAAAUACCAAAUCGUCUUGGAGCUAUUCCAUCUGAUGCAGAGGAAAUUUGAGUUCAACCAGGACCGGCACACCGCCCCUAUUACUUAUAUGCUGUAUAUUUACACCAACAUACUAUAUCAGAGUACAGAUAUAAUUCACUUGUGUAAUAUGAUGCACGAAAUCGAAGCUAAAUAUAAGAAUUAUAAGAGUAGAGGUGUUUUUGCUGAUGAUGUGCCUGAUAAAGAUUCCGUCGGUAACCGAACAGAAAUGGAAAAAGAGAGAGCAAUAGCAGCUUACCAGAAGAAAUUGGCGGCAAUAGAGAGGAAGGUAAGAAAAGAACAGAAGAAGAGAAUGAAGAUGAUUAAGCAAGGGAAGAUAUUCUCACCCACGAUACGCACUACCAGGACUUAUAAAAAGAUGUGGGACUUGCACUACGGGUGGUCUAUUGAGACGUGGUAAAAUGUAGAAUGGAGUUUCAGGAGUUUUCGUCUGUAUCAACAGUGUUUAUUUAUUAAUUUUUAUAAUGAUUUCUU
Molecule: messenger RNA, 911 nt
Organism: Manduca sexta (tobacco hornworm)
Lineage: Eukaryota; Metazoa; Arthropoda; Insecta; Lepidoptera; Sphingidae
Exons: 4
Coding region: 1-837 (278 amino acids)
Source: RefSeq, a predicted model, not a curated record